Molecule: messenger RNA, 2016 nt
Organism: Plasmodium coatneyi
Lineage: Eukaryota; Apicomplexa; Aconoidasida; Haemosporida; Plasmodiidae
Product: tRNA (guanine(37)-N1)-methyltransferase
Exons: 2
Biological process (GO): tRNA N1-guanine methylation
Cellular component (GO): cytoplasm
Source: RefSeq, a predicted model, not a curated record
CCGUACAACUACGUGGAAGCUUCCCUCUUUUCGAAUGCCCAGUUGAUGUUUCAUGGAUUUCUUCUCCUGUGUCCCCUGCUCCCCCUAUUCCUUGAGCACGUCAUUUCGCUGCGUAAAAAGGGGAAACCCACAUUGAGCUUUGUAAUCAUGCCUAACGACGUUGAUAUAAAAACUCUAUCGGAUGUGAAGGAAAAGGUCAAGCAUGAAAAGAGGACGCAUUGCUUGGUGCUCAACAAAUAUAGGGUGAAUGACGUGCUGAAAAAUAAGGAAGCGAAAAUUUGGUUCCUAAACGUCUUUCGGUUCCCUUCUGUGCUGAAAUUUAGGGAGUAUGAGGGGUCCCUCAUCGAGACGGGGCAAUAUGACGGGGAAGUCCUGCGCUUUAUUCAUUCAUAUGUGGACGGGCUGGGGGGGGGAGGCACCCAGGUGAGCGAUCACAUGAACGGUCAGGUGACCGAUCAGAUGACUGACGCACCGCUGGAAGACUGCAGGAUAAUCCCGCUGAACGCGCGGUUCAACAAAGCCCUGCAGGAGUUGUUGCAACGCGAAGGGAAGGACGUCAUGGAGGGGCUCGACAUGCGCCCGGAGGAAGGGGAUGAAGGGGACCCUGCUCAACAUGAUGUUACUGCUUCGGACGGUACUGUCCAGUUGAACGAAGGGGCAACCCCGAAGGACCCUAAGGAUGAGCAGUGUCCCACCCUGGAGGAACUCUUCCGAGUUAUAAAAAAAGAAGCCAUAAAAAUCAGAAUCAUUCAGCUGCAAUUUGGUUACGAUAAUAUGAAUACGGCCGAAAUUUUGAGGAAGGUGUUCCCCUCGGAGAGUGAUGUGAUCCACAAGUAUGAAAUGAUCGGACAUAUAGCGCAUCUAAAUUUUUGCGAACGUUUUGAAAAUCACAAAAAAGUCAUUGCAGAGAUAAUCCUCGAUAAAAAUAAGAGCAUAAAAACGGUUAUCAACAAAAAGGAUACUUUAAAAAAUGUCCACAGAACUUUCAACAUAGAAUUGCUCGCAGGAGAAAAAAAUUAUCUGACCAUGUUGAAAGAAAAUGAUAUAAAAGUGAAAUUAAAUUACGAAUUAAUUUAUUGGAAUUCUAAAUUAAAAAAGGAGAGGGAUAGAAUAUAUGACCUGGUUCAAAAUAACUCCAUUAUUGUGGAUCUGUUUGGAGGGGUUGGUAUUUUCAGUCUACACCUCAGUAAAAAAAAGUGCCUCUGUUUUUCCAACGAUAUUAAUUUGCAUGCUUAUAAUUUUAUGAACGUUAAUAUAAAAUUGAAUAAAAGGAAAAGUAUCCUCACAUACAACUUGGACGCCAGGGCGUUUGUCCACAUGUUGCUACAGUUGAAUAUCUUCUCAUCUGACACAUCCACUUUAACAAUGGAGCUCAGUGAACAGAAUUGGAGAAACGUCUCCCUCGAUUUUAUCAACUCUCCAGAUCAUAACCAUGUUGAUGCGGGAAAAGGAAAGAAACGGGGAAGUGACCGAGAUGGUCAUGUGGAUGCAACUCCCCAUGCGGACGCUACCACUGACAAGAAAAAGAAACUCUCCCAUGAAGAUACAAAUGGCCCAUUAGGGGAACGCACCCAGGGAUUAGAAGUCACCCAACAAGAGAGGGAGAACACCCACCUAGAGAGAACCAAGAAUGAUGCAAAGAAAACAGAAGAAGAUGCACCCCCAAAUGAAACGCACAAAGUGGACAUUAACCUGGGCAUCUACGGAGAUGUCCAUGUGCUCAUGAAUUUGCCGCAAACGGCCUUUGAAUUUUUGGAUGUUUUUCGAGAACUCCUAGAUAUGUACAGUACCGACCAGAAGGACCAACAUGGAAGCUGCCGACGCGACCAAAUGAGGAACGUGUUUAUACACUGCUACUUCUUCUCCAAGCCUGAGUUAUUUUACGAGGACGCCGAGAGGAACAUACGGAUGCAGCUGAGGGGUCUCCCCCGGGAGAUGAAGAUUACGGAGAUUAGGAAGGUCUCCCCAAGCAAGCUCAUGUACGUGGCGGAGUUCAACCUGAAGGACGUCCUUUAG